UGUGCAAGUGCCACCUCUAAGACAGAGCCGACAAGAAAAAACAAAACAAAAAGCGGCGUCUGCCACAAAAUAAGCAAAUUUAAGCAACUAAUUUAGUUAAUUAAACUUAGUUAAAGUAAAAGAGAAGAUCAACAAGAUGGCCAGCAGUUCAAGGACCACAAUUCUGCCGCAAUCCAAGGAAGCUCUUCUUAAAUCCUACAAUGCCCGCCUGAAAGACGAUGUGCGCAGCAUGUUAGAGAACUUUGAGGAAAUCCUUAAGCUGGCCCGUCGCGAAAGUCACAGUCAAAUCUCAAAGACAACGCAAUGCGAACAGGAUGCCCUGGAAAUGCAAGUGCGAGCGGCCAACAUGGUUCGCGCUGGCGAAUCCCUGAUGAAGCUAGUGGCCGAUCUCAAGCAGUAUCUAAUCCUCAACGAUUUCCACUCUGUCAACGAGGCCAUCACAAAUAAUUCACAACUAUUUCGGGCCACACAAAUCGAAUGCGACAAGAAGCUUAUGAAAUUAAGGGACGAAAUGGCCAUGGAUCUGUACGAUCUGGAGGAGGAGUACUACACUAGCAUAUUCAAAUAACCUAAAUGAAUAUAAAUCAAAGAGGAAAACGUU
Messenger RNA from Drosophila kikkawai, 601 nucleotides. It is a transcript of the gene MED22, whose product is annotated as Mediator complex subunit 22. Gene Ontology annotation, biological process: regulation of transcription by RNA polymerase II. Gene Ontology annotation, cellular component: mediator complex. The record is from RefSeq and is a predicted model, not a curated record. NCBI's taxonomy places the organism in Eukaryota, Metazoa, Arthropoda, Insecta, Diptera, Drosophilidae. Gene Ontology annotation, molecular function: transcription coregulator activity.